Messenger RNA from Purpureocillium lilacinum, 1497 nucleotides. RefSeq lists its product as uncharacterized. Gene Ontology annotation, molecular function: phosphatase activity. The record is from RefSeq and is a predicted model, not a curated record. NCBI's taxonomy places the organism in Eukaryota, Fungi, Ascomycota, Sordariomycetes, Hypocreales, Ophiocordycipitaceae.
AUGACGAAGCCACGGUUGAUUAUUCUAGUUCGCCAUGCGCAGUCGGAGGGCAAUAAGAACCGCGAGAUCCACCAGUCCAUACCCGAUCACCGAGUAAAGCUCACGCCCGAUGGCUGGAACCAAGCCCACGAAGCUGGCCGCCGCCUGCGCAACCUCCUCCGUCCCGACGACACGCUCCACUUCUUCACCUCGCCGUACCGCCGCACACGGGAGACCACCGAGGGCAUCCUGUCCACGUUGACGUCCGACGAGCCCGAGCCGUCGCCCUUCCGCCGCGCAAAUAUCAAGGUCUACGAGGAGCCCCGUCUACGAGAGCAGGACUUUGGCAACUUCCAGCCGUGUAGCGCUGAGAUGGAACGCAUGUGGCAGGAGAGGGCCGACUAUGGCCACUUUUUCUACCGCAUUCCCAACGGGGAGAGCGCCGCCGACGCCUACGACCGUGUGAGCGGCUUCAACGAGUCCCUCUGGCGGCAAUUCGGCGAGGACGACUUUGCCAGCGUUUGCGUAUUAGUAACGCACGGCCUCAUGUCGCGUGUCUUUCUCAUGAAGUGGUAUCACUUCACCGUCGAGUACUUUGAGGAUCUGCGCAACGUUGAUCAUUGCGAGUUCCUCAUCAUGCGUAAGCAGGAUAACGGCAAGUACCUCCUCGAGACCAAGCUGCGUACCUGGUCCGAGCUUCGCCGCGAGCGUGCCCUCACCAUCGCAAAGGACGGCGGCAGCGGCAGCAGCAACGGCAACGCCGCCGCUGCGGCCAAGGAUGAGGUCAAGCUCGAGCGCAACAAGACCUUUGUGGUGACGCGCCGCUGGGGCGGCUGCCCGGAUGGCUGCAACCACACGAGCCACUAUAAGAAGCGGCACGACCUCGAGGCACUGCGGCAGAGGGACAUUGAGCACAGCGCCCAGGGGAGCAACGGCAGCAGCAGCAACGCAGGCUUGACCAUUGCAACCCGGAGGCAACACCACCGCCAUCAACAACUCAUCAGCUCCGACGACGGUGACGAUGAGCAAAGCGAUUACCGCCCCGCGCCCACGGUCGAGGUCAUUGCCACGCGCACCCCCGACCCGGCCCUCUCCUCCCCCGACGGUACGCCCUCCUUCAUCACCGCCGAGGACCGCGCCCGAGGCCUCAAGUCUCCGCACCUGCACGUCGGACGCGACUUUGGCGGCACGUAUUCGGGUCACGCCUCGCUCGCCGGAAGCGAUAGCGACGCCUCCGAAGACGACACCCAGCGGCGGCACCGCCUCGCGACCAUCAAUGCGCGCUUCCGCUCACCCAACGGCACCGGUGCCGGCGGUGGAAGUAGGGCGGACGGCCGCCUCAGCGGCAAGAACAGCGAGGAGAUGAACUCUCGCGUAGGUGAGUUUGCGAACCGCCUCGGGGACGCGCCGGCGGGCACGGACGCGAACCACGUGGACGCAGAGGCAGACGACUCCGGGAUGGAAGACCUCGACCGUGCCGAGAAGGAGGAUCGGAGCAUCCAGGGGAGCGUCUACUGA